AUGGAAGUUCAUUCGAACGGCGUGGAAUCGGCUCAACUAUACCCGCGAUCUGCUUCGUCCUUAUUGCGAAAAGCGAAUCAUCUCAAAUCACCGUUCUGUCUCCUACAUCAAGAAACAGACGAAGGUGUCAAGGAUGGGCGCGGUAUGCUUUGCGCAGUCAUCGCCUACUACGCGCUGAUAGCAGGGUUGAGCGACUGUGCCAUCCGAUGGCGUCGGUUUGACGCCUGUAUGAUUGCCGCCCUGGAUUAUGUCAACGUUACCCUGAAAUGGAUGAGCGAAAUAAAGCAUGAGCCGACGCCCAGCACGUCGACAGCCAUGAGACCUUCACUCAUCGUGAGACUCCCAAUAGGUCGAGAGGCUCUUGGAAGGAUAACUGGAGUUCCCCAUGGCUUCGAAGUUCCAGACAGCGAGGACGAAGAGGAUAUCAUGCUUCCCAAUGAAGACAUCCAGGAGCAGCCAGAUAAUCCAAACGCCACGCACCAACGCGCAGUCCCCGUUUUAGAAGAGGUACCAGACACCAUCAACAGCGUCUUCGGAGAUGACGUGGCCGGUGUCGCAGAAGAAGUCGACAGCGUCAUCGGUGAUGCCAACGACAGUAUCAUUUUGGCAAACAGUAGAUCCCAAGUACAGGGAAACGAGCAAGCAUGCUAUCCCUCGUUAACGAUCAGGAAGCGCAAGCUAGAGGAGAUAACGGCAGGAAGCGAUGGCGAUUUGGUCGAGGAGAUGGAUGGGCACGGUUGGCGGCAAGCUUCUUGGGGCCGAUCGCGAAGGAGUUAG
Messenger RNA from Alternaria hordeiaustralica, 777 nucleotides. RefSeq lists its product as uncharacterized. Bases 1 to 777 code for a protein of 258 amino acids. The transcript has 2 exons. NCBI's taxonomy places the organism in Eukaryota, Fungi, Ascomycota, Dothideomycetes, Pleosporales, Pleosporaceae. The record is from RefSeq and is a predicted model, not a curated record.